AUGGGAUCAACUCGAAAUGAUUCAACAGAAGAAUUUGGCGAUAAUCUGUCACUACUUGGUGAUAACGAUCAGCAAGAUAACAUCGAAUCAAAACGGCGUGAAGUUCGUGCAGUAUUUGAUGUAUUCGAUGAACAGCGGUGUGGCUCUCUGGACGUCAUUGACGUCGCACACGUGGUCAGAUGCCUCGGUUUCAACCCAACACAACACGAUUUAGAUGCUUCUUUCAGUCAGAUUGCGAAGGGUGGAUCCUCGAGGAUUACUUUUGAACAUCUCUUCGCUCGAGUUCUAGCAGCCAGCGAGAACGAUGAAUGGCAUCGUGGUCAGAUCGGUGAACUGGAACGCGCGAUUAGCAUCAUAGCACCACAGCAACCCAUCACCAAAGACUAUCUGAUCAUGCAACUUACUAGCCGAGGUCUAUUUGCUAACUGA
Anisakis simplex (herring worm) is the source of this 429-nucleotide messenger RNA. Lineage: Eukaryota; Metazoa; Nematoda; Chromadorea; Rhabditida; Anisakidae. The record is from the annotation of a GenBank genome assembly.